UUCCAAAACUGUUGACGCCAUUCGGUAUAUAACCAGCGAAACAAGAGGCCAUAAUGUAAUUGCGUCUCGAGCUAAACUAACACUGAAUUUUUAUAUUGAGAAAUUAAAGUUAAUAUUAUUUAAAUAAAUAGAAUUUAUAAUUGUUUGAAAAUAAAAUACAUUUGGUUAUCUAUAUAUUUAUAUUGUAAUCAGCGUUGAAUUUUUUAAAAUAAUUUGCAAUGGGAAAAGGAAAAAAGAAGGGAGGGGGAGGAGGACAAGGUGGUGGUGAACCCAGUCAGGGACAAGGAUCAGCACAAAGACAGGAGCAGCCUCAACAACCUAGACAACAACAAGAUCAAAGUGGUAGAGCUCAACAAGGUCAGCAGCAAGGAGGUAGACCUCAACAAGGUCAGCAGCAAGGGGGUAGACCUCAACAAGGUCAGCAGCAAGGAGGUAGACCUCAACAAGGUCAGCAGCAAGGGGGUAGACCUCAACAAGGUCAGCAGCAAGGGGGUAGACCUCAAGAAGGUCAGCAGCAAGGGGGUAGACCUCAACAAGGUCAGCAGCAAGGGGGUAGACCUCAACAAGGUCAGCAGCAAGGUGGUAGACCUCAACAAGGUCAGCAACAAGGGGGUAGACAACAAGGUCAGCAACAAGGGGGUAGACAACAAGGUCAGCAUCAAGGUGGAAGAUCACAAGAUGGUCAAUACCAAGGAGGAAGACCUCAACAAGGUCAGCAACAAGGCGGUAGACCUCAACAAGGAGGACAAGGCGCAUGGGGACAAUCUAGACCCCAAGAACAACAACAACAACAAGGAGGUAGACCUCAACAAGGAGGACAAGGUGCAUGGGGACAAUCUAGACCCCAAGAACAACAACAACAACCACCUCCAGCAGCAGCAUGGGGUCAACAAAAACAACAACAACAACAACAACAACAGCAAUUAUCUCACCCACAAGCACCUCCAGCACAAGAUACUGCCGGAAUAGCUAAAUCUAUGGAACGCAUAAGCGUAAGUGAACAAGGAAAAGGUGAACCAGGAACUAAAGCAGACAGUGGCCAUCCAUCACGGGCACCUUCAGUUGCUUCGUCAGCAGGCGGAGAUGCUGCUUCCGUCAAGUCUAGCGGCAGUACAGCCGAAGGAACUCCUAAAAAAGAAUCUCCCGGUGGCUUGGAUAAAAAGUCUUUAACAGACAAAGAAAAGAAUCGUUUGAUGAGUCUCAUACCUACCCGUAAAGAUCCUCUCAAAGCCGGAACAAAAGGCAGGAGAAUUCAAGUCUACACCAAUAUGGUGCAAAUUAUUUUCAACAGCAAAUUCAAAGUAAAUGCUACUCACUACGACGUCAAAUUUGAUCCCGACAAGCCGAAAUUUUUGAAGAGACUUGCGUUCAAUAAAUUGCGCGAGGAGAAGUUCCCUAAAAAUUGGCCGGCAUUCGAUGGUCGCGUUAACGCCUACUCCGCAGGAGACUUGCCUUUUGGGAAAAGCAUCACCCACACCGUGCAAGUGUUUGACGAAGAACGUCAGCAAGAGCGUCCUGUCGUAGUGACGAUGGAAAAAGUGAACGUGAUAGACAUGUCAUGGUUACCAAGAGUGUCUCCAGGACUUAGGGAAGAAGAAAAGGAUCAGACUUCGAUCCAAGUUCUUGAUGUUGUGCUUCGUAGCGCCCAAUUUACUCGGUCGAUCCCCGUUGGACGUUCAUUCUUCCAGCAACCAAGAUCCCAAGCUUUCAAUUUGAGCGACGGCAUGGAGCUCUGGGUCGGAAUGUUCCAAUCAGCGGUUCUCGGCUGGAAGCCGUACUUCAAUGUCGACGUUGCGCACAAAGCCUUCCCUAAAUCUAUCAGCGUAAUUGAGGCAAUGAAAGAUCUAUGCGCUGAUCGUCGUACUGGGCCUCCCCGGGAUUUGACUCCUGAUAUUUUGGCCCAAAACUUGGAUAAAAUAACAAAAUAUCUUAAAGGGUUGAAAGUUGUGUUCCAGUUACCCAACAAGCCCAGUACCAGAAGAACUGUUGGAGUUAACGGGUUAGAUAAACCAGCAGAUGAGGCAGUAUUUACUUUGGACAAUGGACAACAAUGCACUGUUGCUAAUUAUUUUGCUGGAUCUAAACAAUACCGGCUUCAGUAUCCAAGAUUACCGUGUCUUUGGGUUGGAUCACGGCAGAAACACGUUCUACUUCCCCCCGAAUUAUGCACAAUUGCCGCUGGUACGGUUACAAACAGAAAAUUAAACGAUGAACAGACUCGUAGGAUGAUUAAAGAAGCAGCUAAACCAGCUCCUGAACGUAAAAAACGAAUUGAAGAAGCGCUGCAUUCAAUUAAUUUCAAUGCUGAUCCAACAAUGCAAGAAUUUGGUAUAUCUUUGAAUGGUCAACUUGAAAAAGUUGAUGCACGUGUGUUAGAUCCGCCGGCACUGCAGUAUGGUGAUAUCAAAAAUGUUAGAGUUCAAAAAGGUGUUUGGCGAGCUUCUAAAUUUUUGACAGCUCAAAACAUCCCGGAAAAUUCAUGGACUAUUUUAAAUUUGUCGCGUUGUCAUGAAGGUUGUCUCAGAGAUUUUGUCAGGAUGCUCCAAGAUUUUGGAAGAAGUAAUGGAAUGGAAAUUGGAAAUCCAAGCACCCCAUUUGCGGUUAUGCCGUUCCGAAAUCCUCGCGACAUCGCCAAUCUCUCACGAACAUUGGAUGGUCUGAAAAAAAAUAAAAUGCAACUCGUGGUUGUCGUGAUUCCUGCAUUCCCUGCGGACGUUUACGCUCGAGUAAAACAACAAGCAGAAUUGCAAGUUGGCAUACUAACUCAAUGUGUCAAAGACCAGACAAUAAGUAAGUGCGUCGAUCGGAACGACAGAUCGACCGCGGGAAAUAUUCUUUUAAAAAUAAAUUCCAAGUUAAAUGGAAUAAAUCAUACGUUCAAUUCUGAUAUAAAACCUGCGUGCUUAAGAGUACCUGCAAUUAUUUUCGGUGCUGACGUCACCCACCCGUCGCCUGAUGCAACUGACAUUCCUUCUAUAGCUGCAGUUGCAGCGAGUCAAGGUGCUGAUGUAUUUAAAUACAACAUUGAAAUUAAAUUGCAACCAGCUCGCCAGGAAAUUAUUUUACAGCUCGAAGAAAUAGUCCUCGAUCAGUUGAAUAUUUUCAAAAAAAAUACUGGCAGAAGACCUGAAAAAAUUUUCUACUACCGAGAUGGAGUAAGUGAAGGCCAGUUUCCUCAGGUAAUGCAUUUUGAAUUGCAAGCUAUGAGGAACGCAUGCAGGCGUUUUGGUCAACCGGAUAAAUACGAACCCAAGAUAACUUUCCUGGUCGUUCAAAAACGUCACCAUAUCCGAUUGUUCCCAGCGGACGGUAGGAAUUCAGAUGAUAGAGGUGGAAAUGUGCAAGCUGGCACAAUCGUCGACACCAAGAUUACCCAUCCCUCACACAUUGACUUCUACCUCGUGUCCCAUGCCAGCAUUCAGGGAACAGCUCGGCCUACUAAAUAUCGUUGCCUCUGGGAUGACAAUGACAUGUCGGAAGAUGAUAUUGAGACCCUGACUUACUAUCUCUGCCACAUGUUCUCCCGCUGCACACGUUCUGUGAGCUACCCAGCCCCAACUUACUACGCUCACUUGGCAGCUUUCCGAGCACGAGCAUUAAUUAGCGGAGUUCCUAUUCAAAUGAACAAUCUGGAGAGGGAACAGAGGACUAAACUGACUUUGAAGCCGGAAUUAGUCAACAACAACCCCAUGUUCUUUGUUUGAUGCCCGCUUCCACUGAUUCUAAGAGACUGUUAUUAUAAUAAUAUGAUUAUAUUAAAUAUUUAUAGAUAUAUAUUAUCGUAUAUUCUAUUGAUAGCUGCUUAUUUAAGAUAUUUUUAUAUUAUAUUUAUAAUUGUCUGAGCUCUCAAGUUGUUAGGAAAAUUGGGUGAUUUUACUAUUUUUUCUUUAUCAUUAUCUAUUAUUUUAUUUUGUUUUUAUUUUUGUCACAAAUGUACACCAAAAAAUAUGUAAUCAAGAGAUAUCAAUAAAUAUUAAUAUUAAUAAAA
Molecule: messenger RNA, 3988 nt
Organism: Microplitis mediator
Lineage: Eukaryota; Metazoa; Arthropoda; Insecta; Hymenoptera; Braconidae
Product: protein argonaute-2-like
Exons: 13
Coding region: 219-3704 (1161 amino acids)
Molecular function (GO): protein binding; RNA binding
Source: RefSeq, a predicted model, not a curated record